UUGAGGUCCUUCAGGCUUGAGGAGGAGCAGGUCGUUUUUCAUGUGGGUUGUGGUUCCACACACAGCCAGCAGUUUAUGGAUCUUUCGGCCAGCUGGACAGCUGGAGGAUGCAUGCAGUCGUGGAGAAGAAGCCAUUGCUUUGAAGACCAGAAGCAUGGUGUCCACUUCAUUGGGAAGACGUCUGGUGGCGUGUCUUCUCAAUGUCUCUGAAGCUCAGAGGAAAGACCUGCUGGACACGGUGGCCAUGGCUGCACUAUACAACUCUCAAGGUGCAAGAAUAGAGGAAACAACUGUACUGAACAUCUUCCAUGAUUUGGACUACAGCCGUUCUGUCAUCACCAUCGUAGCCAGUAUCCAGUCCAUCAGGGAGGCGGUUCUAUCUGCCUGUGAAAAAGCGUGUCAGCUGUUUGACAUGAACACACACUCGGGUGUCCAUCCAUGUUUGGGUGCUGUGGACCUCAUACCUAUCUACCCCCUGGGGGAGGACGUGGGUGUCCACCACUGUGCUAACGAGGCUCAGGCUGUUGCUGAGGAACUGACCAAGCGAGUCCAAGGAACGAGUGUUUUCCUGUUUGGCUGGGCAGACGAGCCACUUCAGCGCGGCCUCGCGCAAAGGAGAAGGGAGAUGAGAUGGUUCAAGAAGACUUUGGACUUGAGUAGCAUCAAACCUGAUAUGGGACCUAUACCACAGAAAACCUUUGGCCUCACAGGUGUUGGUGCCAGUCCUUACGUCAUGAACUGCAACGUCACUAUCGACACCAAAGAUGUAAGAAUAGGACGAAACAUUGCUGUGGCUAUUCGGGAGUCAACAGCAGGGGGCCUUCCAGGUGUGCAAGUCUUGGCCCUGCCUCACGAAGGGGCUGUAGAAAUUGCCUGCAAUGUGGAAAGCGUGCGGGGAAGUCCACCUUGCCAAAUGACGGCAACAACAAAAUGGCCAACGUUCAGUAUUGGAGGUGAAGCAUACUUUCAUGUCCCCGCUUCUCUCAUCACUGCCAGGGUUGCAGAUCUGGCAUGUAGGCAUGGCGUUGACAUUAAGGGCACUGCCUUGGUGGGGUUUACUCCCCAUGAGUGCAAGGGUUUGGCAGAGUUGGCUCUGUCUCUAGGGAAUGCAGACUUUUGGAGACAGCAACGUAGGGUGUUCAUGUGAAAAUAAUAAAUUCUUGGCACAGGACAUGUUUUUUGCACUGUUAAAACAUCAGACCAAUUUAUUCUGUUGUCAUCUUUACUGACAAUUGCUAAAAUCUGGCAACAUUUUAAUAGUGCGCGUAGAACGAAUUAUACCUCAGUGUAAAAUGUUCAUAAUGAAAUUAAAUACAUCUCAGAGGUGUGUUUAUAGUUUGAAUUGUGUCUUGUUUUGAGCACAGAGUAGACAAUACUUUUUUUUGCGUAAAGUGAAGAUCUAUUAAUCGAUCUAAUAUGGACAAAAGUCUUCAUUUCCCAGUGUGUUUUGACACGCAUGAAGCUGACUUUAUAGUAUUGUAACUUAUCUGUGCAUCAAUAUAGUGAUAUAUUACGUGAUAUAGUGAUAUAUUAGAUGUAAAUUGAUGUGUACAUCAUACUUAAUGUGCAUCAAUAUAGUGAUAUAUUACAUGUAUACAUUAUACUUAAUCAUUUAAAAUAAUUUAAAAAAACAAUAAAGUGAUUUACAGUAUGUACAAUGAUGUGUACAUUAUGUGUAAAAACAGCAUUCAUUAAGGAGAAUAUUGUUUUAAUCAUGUGUGCCUGUUUUAAGGUACAUGCAUGCAUCGUCUGCCACUGGAUAAAAUAAAAAAAACAUCACUCACUUCACUUCUUGUUCUGUCGUUAAAUACGGUGCAAAACUAAAUAUAAUUGCACAUGAAUGUCUGCAAAGGAAAGAUGAUCAAAGUAGGGCUGCACGAUUUUGAAAAAAAAAAAUAAUAGCAAUUUUUCUCUUUGAUUCAGAUAAAUGCAUAAAAGUGCAAAAAUAAGUGAAGGAAGACAUGUUACUAUUAGACGGUCAGUCAACACAUUUUUGUCUCAAGGUGCCACACAUUAGAACAAUAUGCAAUCAUUUUCUUGACAAAAUAUUUGGCCUUAUGCAGACAGACUCAGCAUUUUGGUCUACAUCAGGGGUCUCAAACUCAAUUUGCCUGGGGGCCACUGGGUGCAGAGUCUGGGUGAGGCUGGGCCGCAAGAAAAGAUUUCCUAAAAAAAAAAAAAUUAUAUGUCUUUAUUUUAAUUUUCAACACAAAAUAAAAUCAAAAUAUAAAUGAACAAAAUGAGAAUUAAGUAAAUAAAUCAGUCAUAAGUAAUAACAAGAGAGGAGAAGUCUUGCAAAACUCCUAGCCAUUAUGGACAACACCUCCCACCCACUACACUCUGACCUUGCGGGGAGAAUGAGCACGUUCGGUGGAAGGCUCAGACUCCCAAAAUGCAACACGGAACGACACAGGAGGUCCUUCAUACCGACAGCCAUCAGACUGUAUAAUGCAUAUGUUCUUUGA
Messenger RNA from Entelurus aequoreus (snake pipefish), 2465 nucleotides. It is a transcript of the gene ftcdnl1, whose product is annotated as formiminotransferase cyclodeaminase N-terminal like 1. The transcript is spliced from 6 exons. The record is from RefSeq and is a predicted model, not a curated record. Gene Ontology annotation, molecular function: folic acid binding; transferase activity. Bases 41 to 1147 code for a protein of 368 amino acids. NCBI's taxonomy places the organism in Eukaryota, Metazoa, Chordata, Actinopteri, Syngnathiformes, Syngnathidae.